AUGGAUUCCUAUCACCACUCGAACCUCGAUUCUCAUCAGAGUCCCUACCCCUCCGCCUCAAACUCGGCGCCCUUUCGUUUGGACGAAGGCUUUUCGGAAGAGACCACCAGCCAGGAUGAUCGGAGUAUCUUUGCAGCAACAGCCGCUCGGUUUCAAGAAUGGGUUAUGGCACAGGACGAGCACGCGCGGGCAGAGAUAGCAUAUGAAGUCCUGCGCACGCUGCGAACCUCCAAUAUUGCCGCUGUUGUGGAAAGACUUACACCACUCCUGCAUAUGGACCCUUUGGAAAAGCUGCCACCGGAAAUCACAUCUCAGAUCUUCUCUUAUUUGGAGGCCGGCACCCUGUUGACCGCGUCGCUUUCAUCUCAAACGUGGCGGGCUCGCAUUAUGGACACUAUGCUCUGGCAGGAGUUGUACAAAGGACAAGGCUGGGGAGUCGACCCUGCAGAAAUAAAGGCAUAUGAAACUGCUCAUGCUCUCUCGGCGAGGAGAGAGUCCAAAAGAGCACGUGGGAAACGUCCUGGCCAGCCACUACUCAAGAAGCGUGCCACAUCCGACUGGCUAGAGUCGAAGGGUCGGAAAGCUUCAGCUGAUGUGUCUCAAUGGCGUGAACAGCACGGCGUCGUGGAAGCAGAUACUGACAUGCAAUCCGAAACGGACGAUCAGGAAAUGCAAGAUGCUCCCCACAGUAUACAUAACUCUCCUCAACGCCCCAACAAGAGACAUAGUCAUGACUCUGGCGAUGAGAUGGACUACGACCCUAGCCCGUCGGAAACGGCAACCGAUGAAGAAGAUCCAGGUCAAGCACAGCCCCCUCAGAACGAGGCUCCGUUCAAGUCUCAAUUGAUCAUUCAUCCAAACAGCGCUAAUGGGGGGAGGCUCAGUUGGCUUCAUUUGUAUAAACAGCGCCAGAAGUUGGAGCAAAACUGGAGCAACGGUCGAUACGCCACCUUUCAGCUCCCUCACCCAUCAUAUCCCAACGAGGCGCACACCGAAUGUGUAUAUACCAUCCAAUUCUUCGGGAAGUGGCUUGUGAGUGGUAGUAGAGACAAAACACUACGAGUGUGGGAUCUCGAGACUCGCCGAUUGAGGGGCAAGCCAUUGGUUGGCCACUCACAAUCUGUUCUAUGCCUCCAGUUCGAUCCCACGGAAAAGGAGGACGUUAUCAUCUCCGGUAGUAGUGAUUCCAGCGUCAUCAUCUGGCGAUUUUCCACCGGACAGAAGAUUUCCGAGAUCCCAUCCGCCCAUGAGGAAUCUGUGCUGAACCUAAGAUUUGAUCGAAGAUAUCUCGUAACCUGUUCAAAGGAUCGGCGGAUCAAGAUUUGGAAUCGCAGCCAUCUGUCGAUCACUGACCCGGACUAUCCCAGAAUUUCACGCGAAAGCACCGCUCGCGUGCCGAAUUAUAUCAUCAACGUCGCAGAGAUGGAACCUUCGCUCUUGGAAGCAAGAAUGGCCAAUGGCACAAUUCGAGCUUUGAAACCAUACACCCUGCUGUUGACCCUCGAAGGUCAUGGCGCGGCUGUAAACGCUAUUCAAAUCAACGGCGAUUUAAUCGUCUCCGCCUCUGGCGAUAGGCUCAUCAAGGUCUGGAGCGUCAAAGAUGGACGUCUCUUACGUACACUGCAAGGCCACCAAAAAGGCAUCGCCUGUGUGCAAUUUGAUAGCAAACGAAUUGUCAGCGGAAGCAGCGACAAUACUGUCCGAAUCUAUGAUCCAUUUACCAGUGCUGAAGUCGCCGAGUUGAAGGGCCAUAAAAACUUAGUGAGAACUGUCCAAGCUGGCUUUGGUGAUCUACCUUGGAGUGAGGAAGAAGACAAUGCAAGAGCUCGAGAUGUAGAAAGAAAAUAUCUUGAAGAUGUCGCCAGUGGUCUCAUUAUCGAGAAUAGACAUUACAGUCGCCGCAUCCGCAACGGGGAGAUGGGCUCUUCUAGAGUGGCACUCGGGUCGAAGCUUCCCCCUGGUGGCGGUGGGAGUAGAUGGGGUCGCAUUGUAUCCGGAUCGUACGACGAAACCAUUAUCAUCUGGCGAAAGAACCCUCAAGGUGACUGGGUCAUUGGUCAGACGCUACGCCAGGAAUCUCAUGCCCAAGAGAAUCCUAGGGCAAGGCAUGGGCAACAGCCAGCGGUUCAAAACAAUUUUCCUCCAGUCCCGAAUGCUCUUACAGCUGCUCCAACUGCAGUUACGGUUCCAGUGGCUGUUCCUGUUCCGACCCAUACUCCCCAGCAGAAUAUACAAGUGCCCCAGUCGAUACAAGGGGCUGGUGGCCCUUCACGGCCGGCCGUAGUAUCUGCAUCACAAAUCAUGCAGCAGGCUAUGAGUAGUUCAAUGGCCAGCUUGGGUGUAGGUAUUACCAACGCUAUGGGUAUUGCGAAUUGGCGGCAGUUGCCAGGAUCGACCCGAGCUGGAGCAUCGACUUCUGCCUAUACCAAUCCCUCCAAUCUAUCACCUGCUGCCCAAGCGUCCAUCUCACAAGCAGUCCAACAAGCAUUUAUCACUCAUGGCAACCAAGUACCAAGCCAUGGUCAGAGUCAGCAGCUUGGUCAUAUAACAGCGCGUAGUGCCCCAUCUGUAAGCGCCUCACCCUCAACAAACUCUGCACCACAACAGCAACAACAACAACCGAUGCAACCCCACCCACAGGCUGCCAUCUCCGUACCGGCUCAGAAUCAAACAGGAACCCAGAAUAUCCAAGCUCAUCCACCUCAAGCUCAAACUCCGCCUGCCCCAGUCCAGCCCCUACCACAGCAACCACCAGCACAACAAACAGUAUCACGCGUGUUCAAAUUGCAAUUCGAUGCCCGCCGCAUAGUCUGCUGUUCACAGGAUAGUCGGAUCGUGGGGUGGGACUUCGCCAAUGGGGACCAAGAUAUCAUCGAUGCCUGCCGGUUUUUUACAGGACCUUGA
Molecule: messenger RNA, 2904 nt
Organism: Exophiala aquamarina CBS 119918
Lineage: Eukaryota; Fungi; Ascomycota; Eurotiomycetes; Chaetothyriales; Herpotrichiellaceae
Exons: 1
Coding region: 1-2904 (967 amino acids)
Biological process (GO): germ cell development; vesicle transport along microtubule; nuclear migration
Cellular component (GO): neuron projection; cytoplasmic microtubule; neuronal cell body
Molecular function (GO): microtubule plus-end binding; dynein complex binding
Source: RefSeq, a predicted model, not a curated record